Molecule: messenger RNA, 9031 nt
Organism: Rhipicephalus microplus (southern cattle tick)
Lineage: Eukaryota; Metazoa; Arthropoda; Arachnida; Ixodida; Ixodidae
Product: glycosyltransferase 8 domain-containing protein 1
Cellular component (GO): Golgi apparatus
Molecular function (GO): glycosyltransferase activity
Source: RefSeq, a predicted model, not a curated record
AAGUGUGUGUCGCCGGUUGUGCGCGCGAUGAGUUUCUCGUUGUGCAGCUAACGCGCAGUGAUAGCGUUGUAACAGCCAGCUAAUGUCAUUGUAAUACCCGCAUAUUGACGCAUAUUGAGUGAAACAUGGCGAUGCUGAAGCGCUCGCACAAUACCUGCCUCGUCAAAGGCCUCUUCGCUUCCUUGGCCGUAACAUGCCUGGUCGGCCUCUACUAUGGCUACCGGCUUAUGGUGUCCAACGAGGCCAAGUUUUCAUUUGGCCGGACUGCUGGUGGUGAACCUCUGGUCGAGUCUGAUGAAAGUGGCCCGGGUGCUCCUGUACACGUGGUGUUGGUGACGUCCAAUGCCGGGCUGGGAGGUGCUGUGGCGGCCAUGGUGAGCAUGGUGCGCCACAGUCGCCGGCCGACGUCCUCGCUGCGCUUCCACGUGGUGACGGACAAUGCGACCCAGUUUCACCUACACGCCUGGAUGCACCAGGCACAGCUGGCACAGUUCCAGUACGAGGUGCUCACCUUCCCUCAGGCUCAGCUUGUCGCUCCCGAGCUGGUCACCAUCCUGCAGCUGCCAUACGCCAAGCUCUACCUUGGCCGACUACUGCCUGCUCUGAGGGGACCUGUCGUUGUGCUAGACGAUGAUGUCAUCGUGCAAGGUGACAUAUCGGAGCUGGCCUCCCUGCCCAUUCCAGAUGGUAGCAUAGGACUCUUCUCAAAAGACUGUGAUAGCGUGUCCAGAAGGUACAACACAGCGGGGAGUCGUUACCACCAGCUUCUGGACCUGAGUCGGUCAUCACUACGUGACUUAGGCCUGGAGUCCAACGAGUGCGCACUCAACUUGGGUGUGUUUGUGGUGCGCAUGGCCGACUGGGUCCGACAGAACGUCACCGAGAUGGCGGAGAACUGGAUCAGAGCGAAUCUCAGGGAGAAAAUCUUCAAGCGGGAGGGACCCCUGGGGCCCCUGCUGCUGGCACUCCACAACAAAACCAGCCUACUGGACCCCCAGUGGCACGUUCGGAAUCUAGGGGUGACACCAGGGAGCCAGUACUCGCGUCUAUUCGUGACCAGUGCCAAGCUGUUGCAGUGGUCGGGUCGCUUCAAGCCGUGGAAUGCCCGCUCUCCAUACUCGGACAUCUGGCACAGGUACUUUGUGCCAGAUCCUACGGGCCGCUUCCGGCCGGCCUCCCAUGGAGGAGGGGCUGCCUCGCUCAUGUCCGGUCAGCGAUCCCAGAGGCCUACAGCUGCACAGCCAGAUCGACGACUCAAUAUGGUUUGAAAAUGAGGCAACAACCUUAGGUCGGUUGGAUAAACACUCAUUGUGUUGGCUACGAGGCAACACUAGACGAAAGAGAUGAGAGGAUUGAGGCAAGAUUGCCAAGGUUCGCAGCUCUUGAGUUUUCAGGGGUGGUCCUAGAUGCAGAAAUUGCAUAUGGCACAGACAAAGAAUCGAAAGUGGAUGCGAACGGGGCAGAUGCCUGCUUGCAUAUGAGGCUGAAUGUUUCAUGAAAUGGGAGCAAAGUCUUCCAGUUCUUUGAUUGCCAGCUGCAGAUUCUCUGAUGAGGCAGCGCAAGGUGUCUUUUAUUUUCUUCACUCUUUCGCUUUCCCUACAUUUAUUGGGCAACAUGUCUGGUCUCUUACAUGUGUGGUCUUUUAGUUGUGGCAGUCAUCAGAAUGCCAGCGUUAAUUUAUAACCCUAGCUUUAGGGAACGGAUCUCAACUUAUCCCCUCUUGAAAACUUUGGAGGCUACACGUAUGAACACCUUGGUUUAUUUAUCUUGUGACGUAUGAAGGAGGUAUGAGCCAAUUAUUAUUUGAAAGCUAGCUAGUGAGCAUUGCUUACAUUCUGCAACCUGCACAUGACGAGAACGACCAUUAGAAGGCAUGAACACACCAAGACUUUAUUUUGUGGGGUCGCGAUAGUCAAUUUGAAUCUCGAAUUUCCAGCAUGUUAUCUAGAGUGAACUUUCGCCACCGCUUUCACAUCUGGAAAAAGUUAUGUAUGUCACAAUGAGGAGUUAUGGAUAGGAAACCGAAGGUGCUUUUUUAAUGGUUUGCACAUCACAUAAAUGUAUCGUGCAACAUAGCUAGCUGCAUGCCUGGGAUAGAAAAUUCAAGGAGCUCCUUUGCAGCAUUCACAUUGCCUAAACAUCUUUCAGCUAUUCAGUGCCAGUGUCCACAUAGCAGCCUUACUGUAGCUUAAAGUGUGUUUAAUUGCGCGUGUAUUGUCACAGGUCGCAUAUGACUUCAAGUAUGAAUGUUCAUUCAGGUUAUGCUCCAGUUUAUGCUGCUUUUGUUUCAAAGGAACUCUCAGUGCAGGUAUCGUAUUUUAUCACUGAUUACCUGCACAAAAUAUUCAGAUUAGUUAGAGAUAAGCUGGGUGGGUGCAAGUUAUACGCGAAUUUCGGUCUGCAAGUUAGCUUCACGACACACACCGCUUCGUGGUAUUGCGAGGUUGUCAAUGUUAGAGGAAUACAGAGAAAUCUCGGUAACACGAACCCCACAUUAACGAACUUUUCAGAUUAAUGAACCUUUGUAAAUCCUGCGCCGACUCCUAAUAAUUUCAAUGUAAAAUUAUUUCACUACUAUGUACUUCAGUAUACUGAACUUUUCAGAAUAACGAGAACUAAUUUAGUUACAAGUUAUAUUAACAACGCCUCAGUACUACGAACUCAUGUUCCGAAAUCCGUUGCGACCACUGGAGCGGUAUGCAAGCAGACGACAAAGCGAACAGACGCCUUGCUUUCCUAAAAACCCGCGACAAUGUGGAGGGAAAAAAUAAAAUGAAAGGACGACUUUCCUUUCUUUCUUUUUGUUGAAACGCCAACGCUGCAGGUUUACAAGCGCCGAGGCGAGGGGCGUGGGCAACAAGGGAGGGUAAGAUCAGCAAGGCAGAGUAGGAGUUGCGGAGCAGGAAGCAUGCGCACGGAAAACCUGAGACAGCGAGGGAGCAGAAAACGAAACGCAAGGAAUUUUCUUUUUUAGCCCUUUUUUUUCUUCAGAAGAGGUGAUGACAGCCACGACGCUUGGGGUUUUUCUUUCUUUGUCACUUCUACAUGUGCUCUAGGAGGCCUUGUUUGUCAGUCGUGUUCAUCUCUGUUCAGUGUUUACUUAGCGUGUCCGCAAAACAAGUCUGCGUUCUAGCUGCAGUGCUACUACAGAUGAGUUCAUCUCUGCUUGCGAAGAAGCGGUAGCAGUUUUUACUAACCAAGAAAGUGGAUAUUCUUUGGCAACUGGAAAGCAAAAAGCAGGCUGUUGUGACCAAAGAACUGAAUCGCACCACAGGAAUGUGGAUGAGCUAGAGGCCUUCGUGCUGCAAAGUUUCUGCUGCACGCUUAAAAAAAAAAAAACACAGACUUUUUUAAAGUGAAAGUGCAUUUUUUUUUGUGUGUGUUCACUUGUGCAUUAGUUCUUUCUCGUGAAAAACGCGUUCAAGGACCCACCGUUGUAUUGUAGAAGUAAGUCUUUUUGGGUGGUAGAAAAUAAGUACUUAUGGUCAACUUUUGGACUUUUGCUGUAAUGACCUUUCGAAAUAGCAAACAAAUUGCCUCGGCCCCCUGAGGUUCGUUAUACCGGGAUUUCACUGUACGCAGUGAUCUUACAUUUUGGAAGACUAAGUAAAAAGACAGAAGGCUAAAUGUGCUGCAAAGUAUGUUUGAUCUUGUUGACUUCUUUUUCAAUUUAGUCUUUCUUUCUGUGGUUUGCAGUUAGAUGAGCGAGUUAUAUUCAGGGACAGGUAAUGCGCUGUAAAAUACGGCAUAUUUGAAGGUAUUUUUGGUGCCUAAUGUCUUGUAGCAACUUCUCCAUUGCUUGUUCAGCUACAUUAUUAUGAUGACGGGUGAAAGUCAAUGCUCGCAAUGCAAGUUUAGCAGUGAACGCAUCAGCCCUCGCACAUGGAGUUCAAUAAUUACACCUUAUUGGAUAAUUUUUUCAGAUUCAUCAUGGCCUUCAGCUAUUUUGGAGUUAGUCAGGACAGCGUUUUGCCGAAGCUUGUCUUUGCUAAUUGCACUCGAUUUGGGAGUGAUUGCAGAGUUGUGAAAAUGUGUUGAUCUGCUUAUGAGAUUAUCCUUUUUUUUUUUUUUCUAGCCUGAUGAAUGAGCAUAUUUUUGUAUUGUGUGCUGUGCACCUCACCGUAAUUGCGAGCCUCGGUGCGUCCACAGGAGAUCUGUCUAUAUUAAACAGAGGACACUCGACAGCAGUCAAAACAUUGCUUGUCCGGCGUACUUAGCAUACUGUACCUGUAGUGUACCUGCAGUGUAGACAAUUGCAAUGUAUUCACAGUGGGCUGCACUUUUUUACUCUGAAUGCACGGCCCUUGCUGUCUGAUAAAUGAACAAGGUUGUGGGUUCUGUUUUCGAAAUCAGCUUCUGCGGUUACAUGAAAGUGUAAUCUGAAAGCGCGAAUCUGUGUUCUACGUUACAAGUACUAAUACGCAUCCCUCCAGUGUGUAAUCAUUCCGACCCUGUGUGGCUUUCCCACGCUGCACCCCAUGAAGCUAUCAGCACUGUCCCACCGCAUUCGUUUCUGAGCUGUUCUGAACUACUCCUUAGUGGAGCUGAAUAUUGUUCCUCCUUGGUGUUCAGUUUGUCUGUGUUCCUCCGCUUGUUUGCACGGCUGCAUUGAACAAAUGCUGUUGGGUUCUGAGGCUUCCAUGGUGUGCAUUAGCAAUCCCUGAAGGGUAAUUGUGCAUUUAUGUUUAUGAUCACUAUGUGCAGACUUUUUUUUUGGUUAAUGCUUCUACUUAAUGUUUUGUGAUGCUACUGCCUGUUACCGAAUCUCUAUUUCGAGCCACUUUCUCGCUUCCCCUUAUGGAUCAAGUUGUAUACGCUCAGAUAUUUUUGCAGUGUCUUUUUUUUAUUUGUUGUUUGUUUUUCAGCUGUGAUAUCAAGCGGCCUUAUGCUUUUAGUGUCUUUGAGAGCAGCUGUGAAAGGUCGAGUAUUAUGUAGUUUUUCAGUAAUAGUCUGUAUUUUCUUUCCUUUAUUGUCUGCCUCUGCGGAACAGUGGCUAGGGUGCUCGACUACUGAGCCGAAGGUCACGGGUUCGAUACCGGCCGUGGCAGACUCAUUUUGUUGUGGGCGAAAUUGUAGAGGCCCGUGUACUGUGCGAUGUCAGUUCACGUUGAAGAACACCAGGUGGUCAAUAUUGCUGGAGCCCUCUGCUACAUGGCGUCUCUCAUAAUCAUAUCGAGGUGUUGGGACAGAAAACCCCAGAUAUUAUGAUUAUUAUUAAUAUUAUUUGUGUUCUUCAUUUAACAUGUUUUUAUAUUGUUCACAAAUACUUAAUAAAAUGCCAUGGUGUAAACUCAUUGAUUAGGGCUCUGCAGGAACCGGAUGUAUGGUUGAAUAAAAUAAAAUUCAACCGAAGACACCCUGUCGAAUGUAGCACCCGGUGACUUAAUCUUUGUUGCUGGAUGGGUUGAACCUGCACAUUCUUCGUGCUUGCCACAGCCAUUCUGUGGCUAUACCUUAAGGUUUCUCUGUAAUUUUGUGAUCAAGCUAACAGUUAAACGGCCAUGCGUUGUGGGAGAUUGUAGUUAUCUUGAUUUUGGAAGAGAGUGGAUGUGGCUGAAUGGUGUGGGCAGCACGACAAAGUGUGCUGUCAUUAUCAGGGCUUACACACAAAACAUUUUUGUAUGUUCUUGCAGCAGCAUGCCCGUUGCAAGUAGUGCACAGUGACAACCUUGACAGCACUGUAACAAUGGGUGACUGUGUCAUCUCUAUUGCCUUUUUUUUUUUGUGUGUGUGUGUGCCCACCUUGUCAUAAUGCUUCUUGGUGCUGCAGGUAAUGAAUUUAAAGGCGCACUAAAGAGCAAAGUGGUUUCUCGCAUGUUAGUAAUGUACAAUUUCACAAUUCCAAAAACACUUCUCUUACCGCGACUUGAGGCUUAGUAAGUGAAAAAAUGCGUGAAAACAAAAUGUGUGUGGAGACACCACUGUGAGAUUCUGACGCCAAACACCUUGGCGUAGUAAAUUUUGAAGGUGUCUACUGGGUUCUAAAUAGCUUCUACUCAAUAAAAAUGAAGUAUAUUGUCUUCUGUGGGUGCCCUAGACCUAGCAUUUGAAGUCGCAGAAAAUUUCAUGGAGCCAAUGUCUCGAAAAUAGGAAAAUGCAUUUUGAAAUUGCUGUGUCAUGUGCAGAGAUUUCAGUGCGAAAUUAAAAAAUAAAACUUCAACCUUGAUUUUUUCCGCUAAUGAUGAACUUAUGACAGAGAAACUUAUGGCAUUAGAGUUCUCACAGUGCAGGUUAUGAAUCUAAAUCAAGUAAUUAUUUUUCUUUGGUGUCUCUUUAAAAAAUGCUGGUGUUCUGUGUGCAUGACACAUUGGCAUGCUAUACCUGAAAUCGACUCAUUGAAGCCAAACAAUGCCCCAUAGAAAGUUCGCAGCAUAGGUGAAGUGAACAUCCCACAGAAGAUACAAUGCUGAACACUGAGCAUCCUGAUUUCAUGUUGUGACUCCUUCGUUCCUUCUUCACCAGAACUCCCAACGUUAUGUAACGUUCAUGCAAAGGCAUUGAUACACGCUUGCUCUUUUGCAACACUGCAUAGAAUGUGAGUGUGUUCUAGAGUGAUGCGAAUUAAAGCGCUGCCUGGCCUCUUUGGCUGCACUUUUGAAAAGAUUCUCAGUGUCCGAUUCGAGACCUUGAAUGUGUUUUGUUCCAAUGCAUUUGUACACUCCUAUGCUUUAAGUCGAAGGAAAGAAGCAACUAGAUUUAUAGUGCAUGUAUUGCAUGUCUGAUGUAGUUUCGUCUUGCACACGUGGCUUUUAUUGUUCAUCUGUGCAUGUUUUUUGUUCUUUUUUGGUCUAUUAGCUUUGUAUUUUAUGGAUGAAUCUCAUUUUUCUUAGAUCCUUUACCUCAGUAUUGCACCAGCUACUGAUGAUACUGCAACUUUCGCAAUGACUUUCAGACAUCAAGCACUAUCUUUGAUGCUAAAAUACUCUUGCCUGCAAAAGCGUGUCGGCAUGUGGCCGAGUUCUGGCGUGGGUGCCGACGAGAAAUUGUGCUGUACGACAGGAGUGCAGUGUUGAGACUUAGUGCAGUGGAUUCUGAAAUGUAAAUUUCUUAACGGUUACUGAAGGGUCGAAGGCAUUUGUCCUUUGGAUCUGCGAUUCAAUAUCACAGUAUCAAGGCCAUACUGAUCGUAGCUGUAGUUUUCAACACUGGCAGUACAUAUUGGCAUAAACCGAUUUUCUUUGGGAGUGCCUUGGUCAAGUCAAGUGUCCGUGACAGCUGCAAAGUUCAACAGCACAACAGAUGAAGACGAAAGAUACAUGAACAACAGCUCAGGUCCUGUUGUUCAUGCGUUUUUCGUCUUCGUUCGUUGUGCUGUUGAACCUUGCAGUUUUUUUUUUUUGUCUGAAAAUGAGGGUGGUCUGCCUCGUCAAAUCACUGCUUUCAAACAUCUCACGUUGAAUAUUUCUACUUACCCUCUAUGCCCUGAUACCCUCCCUAAUUUAUUUGUAACAUUUGCGAAUACAUGGUCACUUUGCAGUUGUACACUUGUGUCAGGUUUAGGGGGAAGUCGGAGCUGUUCAUGUAAAAGGUUUACUGGUCGGCCUCUCAGGUUUCUGUGGAAAAUCUUGUUGUGAAACGACACCAGAUGGCCACCUGAUUUCAUCUGGCUGUUUCACUCAAGCUUUCUAAUGAAGUGACACCACUAACAGCACGAUUAGUUAACAUUGUUUUUCAUCCAAGAACUUGUCUGGCCCAUGUUUUCUUGUUCUUGCGUGCUCUGUGUAAAGCUAAAUUGAAUCUGUUAAUGAAGUGUGUAUGUAUCCACCAGAAAGGAUGGUUUUGAAGCAAGCUUUCAAAAAGGAGCUGCCUAUAGUUGCUUCCCGAGGUAGAGUGUUUACGAGGCUUUGCAACUUUUGCCAUUCACGAGCUGGCAGGUGUUGGUUUUCACAUUCUCGACAGAGAAAACCCAAAGUUUCAUUGAAAUUGAUCUUUCAGUUACAUUAUAAAGCACAACUUUUUCUGUGGGAAAAAUUGAUCUUUUGGUUACUUCUAAAAGCACAACUCCUUCUUGUGGAGGUGCCUUUCAUUAAGUGGCUGCCAUAUUUGGAACAUAGCCUUUCAUGUAAUCUACCAUACAGUGUAUAUUCUCGAUACCUUCGAGGUAUAAAUCAUAAUGCAUUUCCUAGUUUCUGUUUGUACGCUGAAAAAAGUCUUGCUAAGUGUGACUGUUCAACAAAAAAUUCGAACCCAGAAGGAAAAUGUUUGAGGGCAGAAAAGCAUGCUGCUGUGUUUCUGUUUAAAAGAUGAUAAUAUGUGUGCCUUUGUGUUAUCACAAUGUUGAAAGAUGGCAGUAUGUAUGCUUGCUAGCUACUAUUUCAUGGCCGAUGCUAAUUUACGGUAUGCAAAUUUUAAGAUAAAAUUAGCUGAAUGUUUCUGUUGCAAACAUGGUGAUAAAAAAGUGCAGUAUCUUGAGUAAAGGAUAGGCUAUCUAGCUUAGGCUCUGUAUCUCAGCAUGCUUGUCUGGCAACUCCCGGUGCAGAAGGCUGCUGAAAUAUACAUUUUAACUUAUUGUUUGGUCACGAAGUGAAAAGUGAAAUUUAAGCACUUCAGUAUGUGUCUAAGACUAACCAGCACACCACUCUGUGGUUUGUUUUGGGUUGUUUUUCUUCACGUUUCAUUGGGACGGUUAUGAGUGAUGGUAGUGUGUUGUUUUUAUUACGAAGGCGAGUUUGAUCUUUGCAUGGCUGGUCUAUGUGUCGCGACAAACUGCAGGUAUGUGGACCCUACUGCAUGCAGAUGUAUGUGUGUCAUUGAGAAAAGUGUGAGAAUGGUGGAGCGUAGAAUCUCGGUUGUGAGAUCGGUUCAAUGAACAGUCGACAUGUGGUGACCUUUCGCAGGCAUUCAAAUUCGUCUGCUUGUAUUUAGUGGUUGUGUCAUUUUUAUCCCCGUGGAAUUGUCAUUUCUGGUGUUGUGUGCAUGACGCAGUGCCUCUUUACACUGUUGCGUCACCUGAUGAUUCGUGACCUUGCUGUAUUUAUUGUAAUUUAUUUGAACAGAAGUUGAGAAGUAAAUUGUGUGUUAACAUUUCAAA